Molecule: messenger RNA, 534 nt
Organism: Lipotes vexillifer (Yangtze River dolphin)
Lineage: Eukaryota; Metazoa; Chordata; Mammalia; Artiodactyla; Lipotidae
Gene: RHEX
Product: regulator of hemoglobinization and erythroid cell expansion
Cellular component (GO): plasma membrane
Source: RefSeq, a predicted model, not a curated record
AUGCUGACGGAAGAAAUGAAGGUCUGGCAUGGAAUAGUGAUCGCAGUGGUGUCUCUGGUACUGCAGGCCUGCCUCCUCGCAGCCGUCAACUACCUGCUCAGCAGGCACAUGGCCAAGGAGAAUGAGAGGAUACUGAAAAGGGCCAGGCUCCAGGUCCCCAGGCCCAGCCCCGACCACUACUGCCCACCUGCUGCCAAGGAGACUCGGGCAGAGAGAAACAACCCUGUGCCUAAGCCCCGUUACCCACAUGACAGUGACACAUCCUCAGACAGCUCAGACAACUUGGACAGCUCACCUCCCACCCACCAGGCCACCAAGGAUGUGAACUACACACAAGUGGUCUUUUCAGCUCCUGGAGGACGAAGAAAUGACUCUUUCCUGGACUAUGAGAACAUAAAGGAAGUCACAGAUUACGUCAAUGUCAAACCAAAAAGCCACAAGCCCAGUUUCUGGACUUUUGUGAACCCUGGUGUCUUUGAGCCAGUGGAAUACCCAAGUGGUCAUGUGAAUUCUAGGCUUUUUAAUGGAGUGUAG